AUGCCAGCCAGGACUGGAGCGAACUACCUAGAACGCCUUCGAGAAGCCCAGCCAGAGAUCCACAUGGAGGGCCAGCGUAUCAAGGACGCUACUUCCCACCCUACACUGGCCAACGGCGCCCGCACCCUUGCCUCCCUCUACGACUUGCAGCACCAUCCGGAAAUUGGGCCGGACAUGACCUUUAAGUCUUCUACUUCGGGCGACCAGGUGGGGCUGUCCUUCAUCAUUCCCAAGACCCACGAGGACCUGGACCGGCGGCGGAUAAUGAUGCGUCACUGGGCCCGGGUCAGUUGUGGGAUGAUGGGUCGCACCCCCGACUUUCUUAACGUGGCAGUAAUGUCCAUGGCGGCGGCCAGCGAAUUCUGCGGCCAGAACCGCCCUGAGUUCAAGCAGAACAUAGAGAACUACUUCGAGUAUAUCCGCGAAAAUGACCUUACCCUUACCCACACCCUGGUCAAUCUCCAGAGAAGUCGCUCUCCCUUGACUACCGCACUGGAGGAUCGUACCGACGUAGCGCUGGCGGUGGUCAAGGAGACCGACGCAGGCAUAAUAGUGAACGGCGCGAGAGUGCUGGCAACCCUUGGACCACUGUCAGAUGAGAUUAUCGUCUACCCAGCCCGCACUCACCGGCUCCCCGGAGACGCAGGUGAACGCUAUGCCUUUGGGUUCGCCCUUCCCUGCAACACGCCUGGAAUGAAGUUCCUCUGCCGGGAAAGCUUUGACGUGGGCCGCUCACACUUCGACCACCCCCUGGGUUCACGGUUCGAAGAAAUGGACGCGGUCGUCUUCUUCAACAAUGUGCUGGUGCCCUGGGAAAGGGUAUUCCUGCUGGGAGACGUGGAACUGGCCAAUACUUGGGCUGAGGCAACCAACCGCAACGCCCAUACGGGACACCAGGUUGUCACCAAGAACGUGGUCAAGUGCGAAUUCAUGCUGGGCCUGGCCAACCCUGAUGACCCGCACCCUGGGGUCGACUCAAUUGCAGCAGCGGAGGUUGACGCUAAAGUUGACCAGUGGGGCGUAAUGUGCCCCCCUUACAUGCCGCUGCUGGUUGCCCGCAGUCUUUUCAUACAGAUGUAUCCCCGCAUGGCCGAGAUACUUCACUUCCUGGGUUCCAGCAGCCUCAUGGCGCUGCCUACCGAGGCCGACCUGAACGGGCCGCUAGGCGAGGAAAUCCGUCAGUACCUGGACACGGAUACCGCCAGCGCCGAGGAUCGGGUGCGCCUGUUCCGCCUGGCCUGGGACACCUGCUGCAGUUCUUUUGCCAGCCGCCAGGUCCUCUACGAGAGGUAUUUCGGCGGGGACCACAUUCGUAAUGCCACGGUUCUUUACAGCAUGUACGACAAGGGACCAGCCAGCGAGUGGGUGCAGGAAUUCCUGGAGAUGGAGUAG
Geodia barretti is the source of this 1392-nucleotide messenger RNA. The record is from the annotation of a GenBank genome assembly. Lineage: Eukaryota; Metazoa; Porifera; Demospongiae; Tetractinellida; Geodiidae.